CGCCUUCCUCCGCUUCUGCCUCCGGAGCCGGGCCGAGGAUGAGCCCCUCGCUGGGCACAGCGGGGCUCUGGGGUGACAGGGGCACAGCCGGGCAGCUGUAGCCCCGCAGAUCCCGCAGAUCCCGCCGGGAAGAGCCGCAGCCGCCGGAGGAUGCGCUGCGGUCGCCCGGGCUGAGGAGGCGCCGCUUCCCUCGGCCGGCUGCAGAGCAGCUGACCCAACUUCAGAAAUGUGACUCAUGGCCCCUCCAGCAAAAGGAUCAGGAGCUGUUUCUGGGUUGGUGCAAGAGCCCCACGGGACACAAAGGUGAUGAAGAUGAGAGGAGCCUGGCUGGGUGUGACCCUGGGACAGCUGCUGGCUCUGGGACACAGGCACAAAUGGAAAAACAUGAUGGAUUCCAGAAAGUUCAGGCUGUUUGUCUGCCUGGUGGGGCUCAGCAGUGCCAGCCUCUGGCUUUUCCACACCUGGACCGAGUUCUGCCUGUUCUGUGAGAGCAGCCAGGGGUACCUGCUCCCCACGGAGACUUUCAGGAGGAUGGAAGGGAACUUCUCCCAGCUCCCAGAUGUUGACUGCCACAAGAACCCUCCUUUCCUUGUCCUGCUGGUGGCAUGCUCAUCCCAGCAGCUGGAUGCCAGGAUGGCCAUCAGGCACAGCUGGGGCAGGGAGAGGACGGUGGCUGGGAAGCGCCUGGUGACCUUGUUCCUGCUGGGGAGCCCUGGGGAUCCCAGCCAGCAGGCUGGCCUGGCUGCUGAGGGCCAGACAUACAGAGACAUCAUCCAGAAGAACUUUACAGACACCUAUUACAACCUGACCCUGAAGACCAUGAUGGGAAUGGAGUGGAUCCACAGGUUUUGUUCCCAGGCCAGCUUCGCCAUGAAAACCGACACGGACGUGUUUGUCAACGUGUUUUACCUCACCGAGCUGCUCCUGAGGAAAAGGAAGAGCACUGGGCUCUUCACAGGCUUUUUAAAACUGCACGAGUACCCCAUCAGGACAAGAAGGAGUAAGUGGUAUGUGAGUAGGGAAGAGUAUCCAGGAGCAACCUACCCCCCGUUUUGUUCCGGGACUGGAUAUGUUUUAUCCAGCGACGUAGCCAGCCAGAUCUAUAACAUUUCUGAGAGCGUUCCCUUCAUUAAACUGGAGGAUGUGUUCAUAGGGCUGUGCCUGGACAAAUUAAAAAUUCAGCUGGAGGAGCUUCACUCGGAGCAGACAUUCUUCCCAGAAAGGAUCAGGUUCUCUGUUCCUCGCUUCAGGAAAAUCGUGACGUGCCAUGGGAUAAAACCAGCUGAGCAGCUGAGCUACUGGAACCUCUUGGUGGCAGCCACUCAAGGAGGAGUGCUCUAGCACGUGCCCUGCCUCACUGAACAGACUGAAAUUCUCUGCUUUUACAGGGCUGCUCCCCACUCCAGCAAAAUCCCAAUUAACUCAAGCUCUGCCAUGUUAAAGGCUUUAGAAAUGGUUAUUUCUUAAGUAUGGUUUUGAUCACAGGAUCAGAGAAUGGUUAAUUGGAAAAGAUCUCCAAGAUCAUUGAGUCAAACCUUUGACUAAACACCACCUGGUCAGCUAAACCAGAGCACUGAGUGCCACACCCAGUCAUUCCUUGAGCACCUCCCUGGGCAGCUCCUUCCAGUGCCCGAUGAUUUCCCAAUCCAGUCAUUCCUUUCCUUCCUUUCCUUUUCUUUUCAAAUCCUUUUUGGCAAUGAUUUCCCACAUCCAGUCAUUCCUUGAGCACCUCCCUGGGCAGCCCCUUCCAGUGCUCAACCACCCUUUCUGUGAAAAAAUUCCCUAUUUCUGCCCAAGAACCUGCAAACCUCCUUCUCUCCAUUCACUCCCACCUCUGUGCAUCCCAAGUUACAAUUUUUUAUUCCUGAAACAUCCAGGCCUGCUAACCCACCCUCCAAAUCUUGCUGCCAGAGGCCUGGAAACAUUUCUGCUGUGCCAAACAAAAAAAAAAGUCAAAGCACUUUUGUUCAGGGAAUAAAAUCUGCACCAUCUCCUUGAUGAAUUACUGCACCCAUCUGUGCAGGCAUUUAAGGAUGACAUUUGUAGCUGUCAGGAUGCUCCCUCCUGGCAUAGGGAGCUGCAGCCCUGCCCUUGCAGCCAGCUCUGAGCGGGCUGAGCUGCAUCCUGGCACAGAUCCCUCCUUCAGUCUGCACCAAUUUUAUUUUAUUUUUUGCAGAGAUGGUAGAAUUUGCCCAUGCAAUGCUCUCAGGACAACCUUGGGCAGUGCAGGUCACCUGGUGGAGGUGUAGAAGCUGCUGCAGCUGUUUCCUUGUCUGUGUGCUUCCUGCUGAAAAUAAUCCAGUGAUGGAGCCAGUGCAGGGUGUCUGCUCUUCCUAUUAAAAUAGACCCUGGAGACAUCUUUUAUAUUUGUGUCUCACUUUGAUUGCCUGAGAGCUGCUGUGAAUGGCUUGCCAAGGCUAAACUAGAGUCACUUACAGUGAUUUAGACUUUUUUUUUUUUUCCCAAAGAGAAACUGGGUGUGUGAGGGAGGAGACAGGAGGAUUUUUCUCUUUUGAUAACAAGACCUAGUGGAAAAUGUGCUCAAGUAAUCACUCAGGCUGGGAGCCCUAUUUCUUAUUUCAUUCCCAGGCAAAGACUCAUGAAAUCUCUGGGAUGAUUAUAAGUUUCAGAGAUAAGGAGAAGGGUCUUUACAGCAGAUGCUGAAAAAUCCCUCAGGGCUCUGAGGAGGGAGAAAGGAGCUGAGAAAUCCUCCCUUAUGCAAUGGUCCUGUUUGAUUUUCCUGCAGGCACAGUUAGAGCUGAUAACACAGGUCAGUGUUAUCAGCAUGGAAUGCCUGUAAUGUCUGUGGGAAGGGUUUUUUCUAAAAAGCAGUGAAAGUGGAGCUGUUUCCAAGGGGAGCUGAGGGGAUCCAACAUCCAGCAUGGAAGAAAGGAAGGAAAACCUUUUAUUAUUUUGGGGUUAUUUAUUUUUAUUGUUUCUUUUCAUCGAAAAGAAUGAUUCUUCCUUUUCU
Molecule: messenger RNA, 2971 nt
Organism: Camarhynchus parvulus
Lineage: Eukaryota; Metazoa; Chordata; Aves; Passeriformes; Thraupidae
Gene: B3GALT5
Product: beta-1,3-galactosyltransferase 5
Exons: 3
Coding region: 307-1341 (344 amino acids)
Cellular component (GO): membrane
Molecular function (GO): N-acetyl-beta-D-glucosaminide beta-(1,3)-galactosyltransferase activity
Source: RefSeq, a predicted model, not a curated record